Messenger RNA from Heterotrigona itama, 1749 nucleotides. Lineage: Eukaryota; Metazoa; Arthropoda; Insecta; Hymenoptera; Apidae. The record is from the annotation of a GenBank genome assembly.
AUGUUAGUCACACAGACACCCUCCUCGACGGACAAUCUGCCGAAUAUGCUGCCGGUGCUCGAGGAGGAGACGGAUGUCGACGUCGACGACGCAUUCCCGCCACACGUCGACACGACGAACAUCGUCAUACAGCCGGAGUCGCCCAGCAGCAAGAAGCAAACGCUGAAGACCUUCAACGAGGUCAACGCGCUUCUCCAGGCCGGCAGGAAGAGGGAGGCUAAACUGAUCAUAAGGGAGAACGCGUGGCCAUUGAACAACGGGAUCAGGGCGCAAUUGUGGCCAGCCCUUUGCAACCAGCACGCACAUGGGAAAAACAUGCUCGAUGGAUUCUAUUGGGACAUGGUCAAUCAAGUAUUCGGAACUACAGAGCUGCCGGAGAAAUCAAUCAUGCUACCACCGUUCGUGGACAGCACUCAUUGCCUGUCGUACCACCUGACGAGGAAAGGCAGGAGCGUUGCCGACAGGGUUGUGUCUGUCCUGGGAUACGCUUGCCCUGACAUUACUUACAGCCCUUCUCUUUAUCCCAUCACGGUUCUCCUACUUCACUUUAUGCCAGAGGAGGAGUGUUAUCAUUGUAUGGCCAGCUUGGUCGCUGCUAAGGACAAGAUGUUCAUUACGCAAACAAAACUUCUCUACGAGGUCACCUGGAAAACCGUAGAGCAAAUCACUAAGAAGCAUGUGAAAUCAGCAGCGGUACAUUUGGCGAGGCACUGUUCUGGAGCAAGAGCAGAAAGAAUUUACAUGGAUUGGAUGUGGUGGAUUCUGCAGCUUCUUCCUUUUCAACAUCUAGUCAGGGUUAUGGACUGUUUUCUUCACGAAGGCAUUAAGGUUUUCUAUCGAGUUGCAAUGGCUAUAGUUUUAUUAUUCUAUAAGCAUUCGUCGCUACAAAACUCUGAAUGGAUGAACGAAAUUUCCAAGAACGGUAUUGACGCUGCUCUCUCGAAGUUCUGCAGGCAAAUGCCGGUAACGCCAGCCAAAUUUUUACGUACCGCAUUUGGAAUACGUGGACUCAGCUCAGCAUACAUAUCAAGGGUAUUUUUACGCACAGAAAUGGCUCUAAAAAGUAGAAGCGUUUUAACGGGAUCUAAAUCAUUGGCUAGAUCAAGAUCGACAGACAAUCUGCCAACGAGUCAGUCUCAAGUCAACAUUCAGAUGAUGUCGCAUACGCUCACGAUACGAGAAGUAUGUUAUCCAUAUUCCUCUUCCUUUAAAGAUGGUUUGUUCACGUUAUGGUCCUGGCUGCCUAUGCGGAUCACCAUGUAUCAACCAAUUCUAUUGUAUACAACAGAGGAGCAUGGUUGUUCUUUGACAACGUUCUAUGUAAGAGUAGAGCAACAUGAACCAACUCUUCUAAUGAUAAAAACAUGUAACAAUGAAGUAUUUGGUGCUUAUUGCUCCACAAGAUGGUGUGAACGUAAUUUAAAAAAUGAUAAAGGACAAAGACAAGCCUAUUUCGGAACGGGUGAAACUUUCCUAUUCAGCUUGUAUCCUGAACGAGCAAAAUAUCCUUGGAUUGGUAUGGACUCUUCGCACAAUGAUUCUAAAGUUCAUCAUUCAGCUGAACUGUUUAUGGCCGCAGAUUCCAAAAUGAUAACAAUUGGGGGAGGAGACGGUCAGGCGAUAUGGAUGGACGAAAAUAUAAGAUACGGUAAAACAGAUCGGUGCUCUACAUUCAAUAAUCCACCUCUUUGUGCCAGUGGCGAUUUCGAGAUUAGAGUAUUAGAAGUAUAUGGAUUUGCCGGUGCUUAA